AUGUCACUCGCUGGAAGGGUUAUCAUCAUAACUGGAGGCUCCAAUGGUAUUGGAAAGGCCUGCGUGGAGCGGUUGGCUCGUGACGGCGCCAGUGUUGUCAUCAACUAUUACAGCGAUCAGUCUGGCGCGAAUGCACUCGUUUCCUCUAUUGGUGCAGAGCGUGCGCUGGCCGUACAGGCUGAUGCCAGUACAAUGGCCGGGAUAACAAAACUGGUCGACGAAACGGUGAAAAAGUUUGGUCAUAUUGAUGUCGUCAUGGCCAAUGCUGCCUCGAUGAUGAUGCGCAAUGUCGAGAACACAACUGAAGAGGAUUUUGACAAAAUGUUCAACAUGAACGUCAAGGGGCCAUACUUUCUUGCGCAGAAAGCUGCGCUGCACAUCCGUGAUGGUGGAAGCAUCAUUUUUGUUUCGACUGGCAUUUGCCAUCACUCGGUGGUCUUGCCGGAUUACCUUCUUUACGCCUCAACGAAGGGCGCGAUUGAGCAGAUGACGCGCGUCAUGUCCAAGGGUCUGGCCUCAAAGGGCAUCACCGUAAAUGCUGUUGGCCCGGGUCCCACUGCCACGGAACUGUUCUUCAAGGGCAAGAGCGAAGCUCAGCUCGAUGCCCUCAAAAAGAUGAACCCAUUUGGCCGGUUUGGCGAGCCGGCUGAGAUUGCCAACGUGGUUGCAUUCCUAGCUGGCCCUGAUAGUCGAUGGGCGUCAACGGCCCUCGCGGGCGCCGUUGUCUUCUCGGCUUUUCAACAAAGGGCCAACUUUUACUCGGCCAUGGUCUAUCUGUCACAGAGCAAUUUCUGCUUGCUGGUGUUGAUCAACUUUACCUUACUUAUUUACGGAACAUUUAUAUAUGCACUUUCUCAACUGUGCUGGGGAACCCUACGAAGCGCCGAAGUCGAGCAACUCACAGAACGAGCCUGGUUCGCCAUUACAGAAACAUGCUUAGCCAUGACUAUCUUUCGCGAGGAGCUUGGGGCUUGGUUUCUUGUCAUGUUCACGGCUCUCGUGACAGGCAAGGUAUGGGGAUGGAUCGGAGACGGCCGAGUCGAGUUUCUGGAACAGCAACCGCCCGCGAAUCCCCGCCUCUUCCAUACCCGCCUGACUGUCUCGCUUCUCAUGAGCUUCGUUUACGACGUCUGGAUCCUUCGAUACUGCAUCAAUACCGUUAUUCAAGAAGCUAGAGCCGAUAUGAUGGUUAUGUUCCUCUUCGAAUUUGCCGUUCUUGCAACCACCUCCGGACGGUCUGGGGUCCGAUACAUACUCUCCAUCAUUGAGCAGAAGAUGAUCCAGACGCAGACGCAAGCACGACUUCUGGAGCGCAAACAAGAGCUUCGGGAGCAGAGAGAUGCAAUUAUACGGCAGCGACAAGAGGCGGCUGCUAGUGGCCAUCCAGCCGAUGCCGAAGAACCGCUGCCUAAUCCAGACGACGUUGACGAGAUGGACAUUGAGGUGCCUGGCUGGGCGACAAAGGGCGAAUGGGUGCUAUGGCUGGAUCUCUUAACAGGCAAGUUGCCAAACGCAUCCUCCGAAGCUUGCCACUAA
Messenger RNA from Cordyceps fumosorosea ARSEF 2679, 1536 nucleotides. RefSeq names its product RING finger protein. The transcript is spliced from 4 exons. Lineage: Eukaryota; Fungi; Ascomycota; Sordariomycetes; Hypocreales; Cordycipitaceae. Gene Ontology annotation, molecular function: oxidoreductase activity. The coding region runs from base 1 to 1536 and encodes 511 amino acids. The record is from RefSeq and is a predicted model, not a curated record.